UGUAUUUUCAUUGUUAUCCUCUACUAUAGUAUCUAAUAACUGUUUAAGUUGCAUUCCUGCUGUUAGCCUGGUAAAUGGUCUCACAGGAGAAAUGCAUUGCUUUAUUAAAUUUUGUAUAUUAGGAUAUACGUUCUGUAUAUGCAUGGGUGUAUUAUGUAAAAAACCACCUGGUAAUAUACCAUCAUUUGUAUCAAAUGCUAAUAACAUCUAUAUCAAUAUAUACGCUUAGUUGUGUGUAUAUUACAAAAUCUGAAAACAUCUGUAAAUGUAAACAAGGAAUCCAUAUUUAGUGUUAAGCAGUUUCAUGCUUUAAAAGCUGCUAUAGAAUUGAUAGUUGCAAUUGGCAUUGUACCUGCUCUUUUACCAGGUGUUGGUACAGACAUGGCUAAAUUAUGUCCUAAGGCUGUACAGAUAUGCGAAGAAAAAGUAACAGAUAUACAAAAAUAUGAAAGAAACACAUUCACAGUUGUUUCUCUUAUGAAUUUGUACAAUGAAACUAUGUUUCGACCAGCAAUAAUUGCUCAAAUAGGUCCCUUAUUGGCUGCUCUUUUACAAUUAGGAUAUGCUCCAUUAAUCAAACCAAAUAAUAUAAAUGAAAGUGACAAAACAUUUAAAAUGACAACAGAUUUAUAUGAGCAAUUAAAAAAAGAUCAAGAACAAUUUGUUCGUUUAUUACAUCAAUUAUUAAUUAAUUGUCCCAUGUCUACAAGUAUGAAAGAAUUGAUGGUAAUUCUUGGUAUUAAAGGAUCUCCAAAGUGGCUUCAAAGAGAAACUCGUAAACAUUUAAUCCAGCAAAUUAUGCAACCCAAUGGAGUUAUUUCAAUCAUAAUUGCUAUUUGUGAAGAUACUUUAGAUAUUGGAGAACAUUGGAAUAAAUUAGAUACUGUUUCCAGAUUAAUAGCUACCUCGCAUGAAAAGAAUUCUAAUGAGUAUUACAAGGCUAUAUGUCCACAAAUAUUGGACCUUCUUACAUUUGAACAGAUAUACCACUCUUCGACAAUAGCAAAUUGUUGCAUUACCGCGCUUUACGACUAUAAUUCUGACAUUUGUCUUAAAAAUAUUAUAGAAAAAAUUUGUAGUCCUUUGCUUAUGAACUUAAGAAAAGAAGAAAAUGUAGUUAUAAGUGAAACUGAAGUGGAGAAGUGUAUAGAAAAUUUGACGAAAUGUUUUAUAGUAGUAGAAGCAAAAUUCAAACAUUUACCUUGCAAAGUUUUAAUAAAAAUGGCAGUUCCGUUAUUUUGUAUAUACAAUAAUAUCAGGAUAAGCAUUUGUUUAUUAAAAUCUAAAAUUAAACAACUCCUGUUAAAACUCUUACACGAUGAAUCACAGAAAAACAAACUUUUUGCUGAAUUUCUUGGCCAUAAUUUAACUGAAAAUUUUGGAUAUCGUUUAGCCUCAAGGCUUGGGCCAACAGGUGGAAUUGAAAUUAUAGGAAUAGAUGAGACUUUGAAUUAUGAACAAUUUGCAGACAGUCUCCUAGAUUUAGUAUUUACUACUAAUGUAUUGUCAAUUUCAUUAUUUUCGUAUUUAUUAGAAUUUUUAUCAGAUUUAAUGAAACUAGACAAUAAGGAGGAAGCUCAUAACUUACUAGAAACUGAAAAUGAUAUAAUGGACAGAAUUCAAAAGCAAUUAGCAGCUGUAAAACUUUUAUCAAGCUUAGCUAAUAUAUCUGCAGUGCAAGAAGCACAAAUAGAAAAUCCAAAUCCAAUUUUUUCUUUCAUAAAAUCAUUGUUUAAUGAAUAUAUUAAGAAAAGGCAAAUAUCAUCGGAAGAAGAUGACUGUGAGAUUCUAUACAUCAGUUUGAUGUUAAUAAAAAUGAUUUUGGGCGAAAGAAAAAAGCUUUUAAAUUUCAUGGCUUUUAAUGAUUUUAUAAUAUUUUUGAAGGAAUGUUGUGGUCUUUCAAACAUUCCAAUGCAAUUGCUACUAUUAAUGAAAGAACUUAUUGAACUUAUUGAAACUCAAGGUCACUCACAAAGCAAACAUUAUCAAGAUCUAACUAUAAAUCAUAAAACAGCUAAAAAGUUUGAAGAAGCGCUUAGAGACCUUGCUGAUCCUCUGCUUCCUGUGCGUGCGCAUGGUCUUAUAGUUCUUACUAAAUUAAUAGAAAAUGUAGAUCCUUAUGCUACAGCCAGAAAAGCAGUUAUUCUUCAAAUAUUUAAAGAAAAUUUAAAACAUGAUGAUUCAUUUAUAUAUUUAGCAGCCAUUAAUGGAUUAUGUGCUUUAGCCACCUCAUAUCCAGGAGUAGUUAUAGAAGCAUUGGUACACGAAUACAUUGACAUGCCACAACGUGUUUCAGCUGGUGAAAUUACUAUAGAAACAAGAAUCAAGUUGGGAGAAAUACUUGUAAAAGUAACACGUGGAUUAGGUGAAAUGGCAAUAACAUACAAAAAUAUUUUAAUAAACGGAUUCUUAUCUGCUACACGAGAUUCAGAUUCCUUGGUUCGUGCUUCUAGUCUCUCGUGUUUAGGUGAAUUGUGCAAGGUGUUAGGUUUUCGAUUGGGUGAUAUUGUUACAGAGGUGAUUUAUUGUAUUAGUUGUAUAAUAAAAACAGAUAAAACUCCUGAAUGCCGACGAGCUGCGGUUAUGGUUAGUACGUUGUUGCUUCGUGGUCUUGGAAAAGACACAUUAACAAGUUUGGGAAAAGAUUUGGUUGACUUAUAUCGUGGUCUGAAACACUUACGAGACAACGACGAUGAUCCGGUACUGCGCUUACAUGCUCAGCUGUCUCUUGAAGAGUUGGAUCAGAUUGUACAAAAUUUCUUGUUUUCACCUCCAAAACUUGAAAAAAGAAUAUUUUUAUUGGGUGGUUCAUAACAAACGAAUCAAUUAUCCAAGAAAACUAUCAUCAAGGAACAAGUUUUCUUAAGAUUUGUUCCAUUUUAUUUUCUAUAAAGAAUAUUUAUAUCCAAUAUUUUCUUUGUUGAUAUACAGUUUAUGAUAUUUAAGUAAAUACAGAAAAAAAUCAAACUUGCUUUAUACAUGUACAGAAUUGUAAAAUUCCUUGUUAUUUUUAUCUUAUGAUAGAGGCGUGCAAAUUAUUUGACUCAUAAAAAAAUGAGGAUCAAGUAGCGAUUACAACAUUUGAAUAUUAAUUUGUUACACUUUUAGUGUGCGUUGUAUUAAUUUACAAAUUAAUAUAAUAUAUUUUACAUUACAUCAAAAUUAUACAAUAUCUUAAUUAACCCACCGAAAUAACAGAAAAAUAAAUACUGAAAGAGACAAACUUGCGAACAAAACAACUAGUUUUUAAAAGCAGAAGCUUUUCUUAUCGCACUUCCCGUUUGCCACUUCUAAUUUACAACUCAAAGAAAUAUCUAAAUGAUAAUUUAAUAUGCGAUAACAAUUUCUCUCGUAUAAUGUUUUAUUAUCUCUAAAAUUACUAAUAAAUUGUAAAAAUUAUCUAAUUAGUUUAUACGCCUCUAUCAUUUACCAGUACUCCCGUAUAUUUUAUAUGUACAAAUUUUAUUCCGUCGCGAACAACAUUAGAAAGUGAGAAAUAAAAAAUAGAUAAAACAAUCUAGAUUAACGUAUUAAUCUAUAUGGUUUUAAGUGAAACUUGGAACGUGGACUAUAAAAAUAUUGUAUCCUCUGAAAAGAAACCUGCCAAUCGAAUAUAAUCUCGUUUUAGGCAAGCAUACAUCCUUUGUGGUUGUGGUGUCGAGGCCGGUGAAGGUCUUGGCGUUACAAUCCGCAAAAUGAAUUCUUUGCAUGAAGCUUCGGGAAAUGUUUUUAUUUUAUCGUCUGCAACUCCAUCUACAUCUGCAUUGCUACUAACGGAAGUCAUCACGAAUACAGCCUGAAACACAAGUGUUAUUAUUAUUAAUAUUAUUAAUCAACUUUUCUUUUAAACAAGUGACUAAAUUAAAAAGAGAAAAUUCUGUCACCUUUUGAGCUUCUCUAAACAUAGUGGUUAUACGAGAGGCAAUGUUUCCUCUGGAACCACCUGGUACCUCAACUUCCUUCCCUCGCAUCAACUGAAUGAGGAACGAAGUAAAUUCUUUGGAUUCAUUGUUUCCUCCCAGUUUGUGUUGCAGCGAACUAACUUGAGCAACCAAAGCUUCCACGCUUUCUAUAUCUCGGGUAAUUUCCUAAUAAAUCAAAAAUGUUUUUCAGCUGUGUAUAUUAUGUGAUUGUAUACAGAAAGUUUUCUAAAUUUUUUAAUUAUGCAAAAAUGAACAAUAUUAGUAUGUUUAGCAUAGUGCAUGCAACACUACCAUUUCGAAUGAAAAAAUUAAAAAAGAAAUUUACUAUUUAUGAAUAUUAUUAAUUUUAUGAAAAUAAUUACUAUCAGUUUGUAUAUGUGUUUUUUGAAUAUCUCACUGUGUAAAUUAAUUAUUUGUAUCUUAAUUGUUGGUGUUCACUGAUCAAAUAUUAAUCUCCAAUCAUCAAACCUCAUAAUUGUUUUUUGCAGCUGUAUUAUUUCAUAGACAACUACUUUUGAAGUUCAAAUUUUAAAUAAAUGAAAUUUAUAUUAUAAAAUAAAUUAUAAAAAAAAUUAUAUACAGCUGCGAUCGCCAAUUGUCGAUGCAUCAAAAUACUUUGAAAAUAUUUCGGGAAACUUUGAAACUUUUAUCGCAAGCAUCAAUUAUAAAUUAAUCGAUUGUAGAAUUUACCUCGUAUAUAUGUAACUUCUGAUGAAUUGGUUUUGUAGCAUACUGUAAUUUCUUAAGUAUGCUGUGCGUAACGUCGGUUAAAUUCGGCAGAGCAUCCUGCUUUUGUUGACUAAGUGUAUAGAGUGCAGCGUGUGUCAAAACUGGCAGAAGAAGCUGACCGACUUGGUCCAGCCGCUUUGAGCUCAGGUAAUGCAACGCCUUUUCCGCUUCCCUAGUAUCAUCGAACAAUCUCUUCUGUCGAUGUGCGGGGACAGGCUGCGCCGAACUCCAAGUCGAGGACCAAGGGUUAUUAGGUAUCAACAUUCUCGCUGACAAGUGUCCUGCGUUGAAACGUUCUGCCAUUAGUAUUUUGCGAAAGAUGGACAGAAAUCAGUAGUGCGUUCUAAAGUACAAGGACAUUGGAAAAGAACCUGUAGCUUGACCCCAAUCGUCCGUUCCGUCCUCUUCAAUCCAAUCCCUCGGAGAAUACCAUCGAAUAAAAUCUUCCAGUAUUGCUCCAGGGUUUGCUGCCUAUAUUUAUAAAUCGUAAUUGCAUUAGAUUUGUACCGCAUAAAUAUUAAUAUAAAUAAAUAAAUGAACAAAUAAACACUAGUUCUUAUAUCUCGGAAGGGAAAAGUGUCCGGACCAAUGUUUAUAUGAUCUCUCUUCAUUUUUAGGAACUGUCGAAUAGGGUUUGAUCACCUAUUCCGGUGUCAUUCUGUAUAUUUAAAUUUAUCUAUGUUUUUUAUAUAGCCUGGAAACUGUAAUAGAUAUUUAAAAAAGACAG
Messenger RNA from Nomia melanderi (Alkali bee), 5379 nucleotides. It is a transcript of the gene Tango6, whose product is annotated as transport and golgi organization 6. Gene Ontology annotation, molecular function: protein binding. NCBI's taxonomy places the organism in Eukaryota, Metazoa, Arthropoda, Insecta, Hymenoptera, Halictidae. Gene Ontology annotation, biological process: protein secretion. The record is from RefSeq and is a predicted model, not a curated record.